Molecule: messenger RNA, 2915 nt
Organism: Spathaspora passalidarum NRRL Y-27907
Lineage: Eukaryota; Fungi; Ascomycota; Pichiomycetes; Serinales; Debaryomycetaceae
Gene: TFG1
Product: transcription factor IIF subunit
Exons: 1
Coding region: 133-1800 (555 amino acids)
Biological process (GO): transcription initiation at RNA polymerase II promoter; positive regulation of transcription elongation by RNA polymerase II
Cellular component (GO): transcription factor TFIIF complex; nucleus
Molecular function (GO): TFIIF-class transcription factor complex binding; DNA binding; RNA polymerase II general transcription initiation factor activity
Source: RefSeq, a predicted model, not a curated record
UGUAUUAUUGCCAUUCAAAUGAGUCAGCCAAUAAAAAAGGAACCACAACCAGACACAAUCAAACAAGAAUGGCAAGAAAUUCCACUUAAGGCAUGCACAGCCGAUGAAUUGAACGACACUCGGUACCACAUCAUGAAGUUCAUCUCCAAGCAGGAUGUUGACAUUGUUGAUAACUUUGUGAAGCCGGUGAGGUUACAUCGGAAGGAUCCCCGGAAUAUCCAGUUCCAUCUAACGAGACGCGAGUUGGAUAUCAGGAAACGCGAGAAUGAGGAGCUUAAACGGGAAAAACAAGAGCAGCAAGAUGGGGAAGUCCCAGCGGAGAAUAAUGGUGAGGUUGCGCCCGACAAACCGAUGGUUACUCCUGGGGGAGCUAACUUGGCCCAGGUUGCUCCUGACGGUGGUGCUCGUAAACAAAAGAAGAAUCUAUUCAAGAGGAAAACCCGUCAGAUUAACCUUAUGGAUGACGCCAAGAGGAAACUUCGGUACGAGGAGCAUUACCCCUGGGUCAUUGAGGAUUACGAUGGGAAAAAUGUGUUUGUGGGGAACUAUGAAGCUGGUUCCUCCGAAUCUCAGCAUGUAUUAUUUGUAUUUGACAAAGAUGGAUUCAAAAUGGUUCCGGCUGAAAAAGUAUAUCGAUUCACACCAAGAAAUAAAUAUGCUACUUUGACAUUGGAAGAAGCGGAGGCAAAAAUGGAAAGAAAUGCCACUGUUCCUAGAUGGUUAAUGAAACAUAUGGAAGACAGACUGACUCUGGAUACUAUUCCUGAUCAAAGAUUUAGAAAUUCUAGUGCUGCCAAUGGAGGCAGUACUUUUAAUAGAGCCAUACAACCGGGACCUUCAAGUUCAAGACCAAGAUUGCGAACUGUCAUUGGUGGUAGUGCCAGUCGUGAAUCUAACGAUCGUGAUUCUGAUCAUGACGAUUUGGAUUACGAUGAAGAAUUUGCUGAUGAUGAAGAAGCACCAAUCAUGGAUGGGGAUGAAGAAGAGAAUAAACUUUCGGAACGGAAAAUUAAAAAGGAAAUGCUUAAAGCAGCCCAUUUCGAUGGGAAGUCGGAUGUUGAAGGUGAUUUGGAUGAUUUGGAUGAUUUAUUCGAAACUGAAAAGACAAGAAAGGUGGAUAAAGAAGGAAAGAAAUUACGGAAGGUGUUGAAUAAACGAGAAGGUGGAGUUUAUGACGAUGACGACGAUGAUGAAGAAGGGUUAUUACCAUACUUAUCUAAAUCUGAUUUAGAAAGUAAUGAUGAAUCAGAUGACGAGGAUGAGGUUGUUGUUAAAAAGGAAGAUGAAGUCAAGCUUGAAAACAAUCAAACUGCCCAACAUUAUCAUCGUACCAUAUAUGUUCAUCACAUAGAUUCUGGGUAUGUCACGAUCAAAGCACCAGCAUCAUUCUUGUCUACACUUCCUAAAGGAGAAUGGAAUCCUCAAGUUCGUCGUAGGCCAACUCCAGAUAUCACUUCGCCUAAAAAGAAGAUUAAAUUAGAAGAAAAGUCAGAAUCUCCAUUAACGGAUAUUGCUGCAUCACCUACCAAGUCACCAUCACCAAUUGAUACAGCAACAACAACAACAACAACAACAACAACAACAACAACUAUAGACCUUAAUUCAUCGGGUCCUGACAAUGUCCUAGUCACCGUGAAUGAUGUUUUGGAUAUUGUUCGUAAUAAUCCAUUAACCACUAAAGAGCUAUUGGUUGGGUUAAAGAGUAGGGUUAGUGCUCACAAAGAUAACAAACAAAGAAUCAUUACUAUUGUUAAACAAAACUUGAAAUUGGUUGAUGGGAAAUUAGUCCUUAAAGAAUAAAUAUUACCUAGUCUAUCUAUAAAAUCUCCACUAUUUUAUCGUCUUCUUCGUCACUUUCUUCGUCGGCGGCAUCCACGGGUGCUUCGUCUCUCUUUAACAUUUGCACAACUCUAUCACAUAAAUCGACAACUUGUUCAUUGUUAUUGUCUUUGUGUAAUUCCUUGAUGAUGGCAUACACGGAUUUGUUUCUGAGGUAUUCUCUACCUUGUCUGGUGGUACAUAACAACAAGAUAGAUUCUAAAUGGAUAGCAAUGACUCCAUUCAAUGGUUCUCUUUGCUUGUCUUCUGGUAACAAUUGUAAUUCAUCAGGCAAUUCAAACAUAUCUUCUUCGUCUAUGCCUUCACCAGGGCCAGCUAAUGGCAAUAAGAUAAAUGGCAACAAGUUGAUUUGUUCAUCUUCCAAUAAUCUCAUGUGGGAAUUGGUAUCAAACAAGGAAUUCUUGAUUGUGGAACAAACACCUUCUCUUCUGAUCUUGGCAUCGUACUUUUCGGUAAACACUAAUAAUUUACUAAGUGGGACAACAUUAUCGUAGGAUUGUGGGGUGACAAAGUAUGAUCUACCUUGAGUGUACCGGGACAAAUCGGCAAAGAAGUAGGCCAAGUAGUCGAAGUUGGCAUACUUGUUUAAAUUUCUGUCGUAUCCCUUGACGAAACAGUCCAUGAGACAAUCGAUGAUUUUAGUGGAAGAAAAAUGCUUCUUUUGCUCAUCGUCGAACUUCUCUAUUUCAAACUCGAGUACCUUGGUGAUGUUAUCGUUCUUGGCCAAGUUAGUCAAUAAAAUACACAUCAAGUCGCAAUUGACAUUCUUCAAGUUGAUGAUUUGCGUACACAAAUACUUCAAGUAGUCGUCAUCUUCGACAAUCAAGUUUCUCAUGAUGAGAUCAUCACACAAGUUGGCCAAUAUAGUGAUACUUUGUUGCACCAUGGUCAGGGAAUUGGAUUUGCUUAAAUUUUUCAAAUCGGUAAUGGCGGUAUAGUUGUCAUAGGCAAACACUUGUUGAUGUGCGGAUUGGGAGUAUCCAACAAGAUUGUCCAAGGCGAUUUGAACAACCGCUGGUUGGGGUGAGUGAAGGAAUGAUACAAGUUCUUCUAAUUCAGUAGGCAUGGUUGUUGUU